Molecule: messenger RNA, 1610 nt
Organism: Polistes dominula (European paper wasp)
Lineage: Eukaryota; Metazoa; Arthropoda; Insecta; Hymenoptera; Vespidae
Biological process (GO): sensory perception of smell; detection of chemical stimulus involved in sensory perception of smell
Cellular component (GO): plasma membrane
Molecular function (GO): odorant binding; olfactory receptor activity
Source: RefSeq, a predicted model, not a curated record
GUUUCAUUUCCUUUCAUGUUUCCUUAUAGAUGUUGGUUUUUUUUUCUUUUUUUCUUAAAGAAAAGAAAUUUAUCUAUCUGUCUGUCUCAUUUUGUUCCAAUGUAUUAUUACUCAACUUUAAAUUAAUAAUCAAUAGAAGAAAAAAAGAACACGUUAGAAUCUUCAAGAUUUCAAAUGAUCAUCAUCGACGUUAGUAUAUCACGUGAGAAACAAUGAAGAACAAAUCUAAAUUUUUAUCGGUUAACGUGGCACGAUUUUUAAUGAAAACUGUUGGUUUUUGGACAGCGGAUACGAUUAAUGAACAACGUUUAUUAAAUGUAAUAUUUGCUUAUACCAUCUUUGCAAUUGCUUUAGCUUUAUGGAUCGAGGCUUACGAUUUUUAUAUUAGCUUUGGUGAAUUUUACGCUAUUACGUAUACCGCUUGCAGUUCGAUGCCAGUUGCAGUAAUUAUAAUGAAAAUAAUUAUUUUUCUACGUAAUCGUAAAGACAUGAUGAGAUUAAUACGAUAUACGGAAAAGAAUUUUUGGUUCAACGAGUAUGACGAAUUUGGUGAAAAGAUAUUAAACGACGUUAAUAUGAAAGGAAGCAUUUUAAUUUGUUGUUUCACAUGUUGCGUUCAAAGUACUGUAUAUACUUACAUGUUAACUCCUAUAAUAGGUAUAUUAAUUUUAUUCGUAGAAAAUAUUGGCAAAAAUGAGACAGACAGAAUUCUUCCUUUCAAUGUUUGGUUGGGUGGUUUGGACACACAUUUAUCACCAUAUUUCGAAAUUGCAUUUAUAAUGGAGAUUAUCGCGUUGAUACAUUCGGGACUUUGUUUCUGUUGUUUCGACAAUUUUUUAUGUCUGUUAAAUUUAACAGUAGCCGGACAAUUUCGUAUACUUCAACAUCGAUUAGAAAUAUUGUUGGAUAAAAGUGUAUUGUGUUAUAUGACUCAGGAUAAAGUUUGUCAAGACGAGGAUGCACGAGAAACUUUUGAAGAAUUCAAAAGAUGCGUUAAACAUCAUCGUAUGCUUAUCGAUUAUGUCGAACAAUUGGAAAAGAUAUUUACGAUGUCAACAUUGUGUCAGUUAUUGAUGUCCGGUAUUUUAUUAUGUGUUGCUGGAUUUCAAGUUUUUCUGGCACGUGGAAUUAUAAUACGUCAAUUAAUAUUCAUAGCACAUAUCAAUGGUUGUUUCUUCCAAUUAUUUGUAAUAACAUUAGCCGCUAAUGAAGUAAUCAUCGAGAGUCGUGCAGUAGGUGACGCUGCAUAUAAUGCUAAUUGGCAGACAUUAUCUUACGAACCAUAUAAAAAUAUUCGAAUGGGAAUCAUUACGAUUAUGGCUAGAGCUGAUCGACCAUGUUACAUUACAGCUGGUGGCUUUUUUCCUGUUUCCCUUGAAACAUUUAUGGCGGUAAUUAAUCUUCGUCAUUAUCAUCCACAAAAUUCUUAUUCUCAUUUAUCUAUAAUAUUAUUGAAAAAUAAUAUAAUUUAUUAAUUUUAAGGUAUUAAGUACUGCGGCAUCGUACUUCGCGUUGUUACGUAAGUUUGCCGAAGAUGAAGAAUCGAAAGGUGAAACGAUGAUUUCUUAAUCUUGUUUCUGUUUAAAAAUUCAAAGUACAAAAUAUUUACU